CCACCAGCCUCACCCCACUUCUGCCCCUUGGGGGGGGCCAGCGGGACCGGCCCUGCCUCGGCUUCCUGGGUCGGAAGCACUGGGCCCUCCCCCAUCCCCCUGCUAAACCUGGUGUCUCUGGGUACUGACCUUUCUCUCCUGAUCCCUCGUGGACCUCGUGUGGCCACAAGGAGCAGCUGUGGGGCCAUCCGGGGCCGGUUGCCGGGCCUGACCACAGAGCCACAGGGACGGGGCAGGACCCGCAUUUGGGCCCGGCCUCCCUUGCACAGCCCCCAGCCCUCCAAGGGCACAGAACUCGCCUUUCCUCCCUUCAGGAUGGCAGACGGGUGUACUCUGUGUGCGCCUGGCCCUGAGCCUUGCGUUCUCACCUGUGAAGUGGCUGCCACAGCCGUGCCCGCCCUGGGCACCGGAGCUGCUGGGCCCCCACCCCGCCAUGGAGCGCCUCAAGGGUGCCCUUUGGUGUCUGGGCUCCAGAGGUCUCCGGGCUCGAGGGGCCACAGGAGGCACAGAGGCUGAUCUUACCCAACGCCUCUGCUCACAUACCUUCAGGGACAGGAAGCUCACCCCUCCGCGGGCACCGCUCCACACACAUCCUCCCUAGCCUUCAAGGACAUGCUGGCCCCCAUGGCCUAAGCCCUCCCUCUGUCAGGGCAAGACCAAGCACCUCCGGGCCUCUGACCCGCGGGUCACGCCGCCGUGAGGGGUGGGCCCGGAGUGGGGAGGGUCAGCUGUGAUGGGAGCAGCCCGCAGCUGAGGAGGGAACUGCCGAGGAAGCGAGGUCAGAGGGGAAACCCAGCUCCGUUCAGCCCUGCCCUCUUCGUCAGGUGCGGCUGUGGGCCGGGGUGACACAGGACCCUCUGGGCGAGGAGCCGCUGGGGGUGGGCUCGGGCGGCAGGCUGGCGCUCAGCGCAGCGUCCAUCCACACGCCCCCUGACGUGGCCUGCCCGGCACUCCUCAAUACGGCUUUCAAGAACCUUCUCAACCACUCUGUGCUAGCAGACCAGGCUGUGGUGGACACUUCCUGCCUUGGGCUCCAGCUGUCCGACCCCAGCCCACCCCCAACGUUUGGGUUCCCCAUUCCACUCGGAGCUGGAAAAUCGCUUCAUUGCAAGGAAAUGAUACAGGCAGGCGCUCAAGCAUAGGAAGAGAGAUCACUGGUAACAUCGUAAACCUGGACAACCUAGAACUAAUGCAAUGGUGGGAGGGAGGGGGCACACUUUGGGGAAAGAACGACAGGUGUGCUCAGGGCCUAAUGAACUUGGCUGACCUGGGAGAACAAGUCUUAGAACCCGGCAUCUGUGGGUGGGGAUGGGCCCAGGUGCCAGGAAUCGAAGGUUGAGAACCCAGGCUGGGCUCAGUACCCACCACUGUCACCAGCUGGAAGGGGCCGGACCUGGGGUCGGGGGAGGGAGGCUCUGACCCUAGGCUGGGUCCUGGCCCACUGACCACCCCAGGGAGAGCUGUGUUCAAACCCUGGACCCUGCAGUUACUAGCUGUGGGCCCUGGGCAAGUCACUUCCCUUGCCUCAGUUUCUCUACCUGUAAAAUGGAGAGAGUAAUAGUUCCCACCCCUCACGGGUGCCGCGAGGAAGGACUUAAGAACAAUGCCUGGCAUGGAAUACGUGGAAUAAACACUCUCCUGGCCCCCCUGCAGAGGGUGUGAGAUUCUGCUGGAAUCCUCGUCAUAGAGGGCUGGCCGAGAAGCCCAUGAGAGUCUAGAGGCCCUGUGUAAACAGCUAGGGGUGCGGGCUGGCACCCCAGCAUUGCCCACAGCUCCGACCUGCGUGGAUGCGUGGAUGGGUGGGUGGCAACAGCUAACAGCCCUGGCUUUCUCCCAAAUCAGAGUGCCUCGCCUGUCACCACGGGGAGCGAUGGCUUUUCCAUGAGCUCCAGGCCAGAGCUGGCCAGCUCCGGCAGCCUCUUCCCCAGCCUUUCGGCAGCAGCCCACUCCUGGUUACUGAUCUACCUGCUGCCCCCGCCCCCCGGCUUGUCCUGCAGCCUCGUGGGUCAUUUGCUAUUGUUGUUAUUACUAGGUCCUGCCCCUACACUGUUCGCAAGUUCUCAGCCAGUCAGAGCCAGACCGCCAUCUUCCAGAAGAGGAACCCGAGGUCCAAAGAAGGCCGGAGACUGCUGUGAUGCCCACACAGCAUUCAGGCUCACUCUGGCUUCGAGACCAGCUCCCCCAACUAUAAAAAUGGGAAUGUUGGCCCACGGGACUCCAGAGGCACAAAAUGCUAUGGGGAGGGGAGGGGACAUUGGCCUCAGACUGACUAAGGGCAAACCUCUGGUCCUUCCAGUCUCCGACAGGAAGAUGACGGGACAGCCUCUGGCUGAAAACCCCUGCCAGGAUCCAGCGGAUCUUUGGUUGGGAGAAAGGAGCUGAGCCUGCAGUAGAACGCGGGGUCGGGACGCUCUGGCUGCGCUGACUCCAGCCCUGAGCGUGGCGCUCACGGCUCCCCGUUCCGGCGGCGGGGCCUCUGCUGCGCUCUGGCGGCCGGAGCGCGAGGCGCCCACCUCGCGCUGGCACGGCCGCCCGGGAGCAAAACCCUUCUGGGACGCGAAGGGGCCUACGCUGGGCCAGUUCGCAGAGCUGGCGAGAAGAUGGGCGGAGCCCGGACGCGGUGCCUAGCACCAGGCAAGCACAUGCCAUCACGCUGCCCAGUGUCGUUAUUCUCUGGCGAAGCUGCGUCCCAAAGAAACCACAGUCGGCUCGUCUCGCGGCCCCGCGCCCGCCCCCGCGGUCCCUCUGCUCAAUGAAAUUGGCCGCGAUGAUCAAGAAGAUGUGCCAGAGCGACUCGGAACCGAGUAUCCCGGCCAAGAACUGCUACCGCAUGGUGGUCCUUGGCUCGUCCAAGGUGGGCAAGACGGCCAUCGUGUCGCGCUUCCUCACUGGCCGCUUCGAGGACGCCUACACGCCCACCAUCGAGGACUUCCACCGCAAGUUUUACUGCAUCCGCGGCGAGAUCUACCAGCUCGACAUCCUCGACACGUCCGGCAACCACCCCUUCCCCGCCAUGCGGCGCCUCUCCAUCCUCACUGGAGACGUGUUCAUCCUGGUGUUCAGCCUGGACAACCGCGACUCCUUCGAGGAGGUGCAGAGGCUCAAGCGGCAGAUCCUCGACACCAAAUCUUGCCUCAAGAACAAAACCAAGGAGAACGUGGACGUGCCCCUGGUCAUCUGUGGCAACAAAGGGGACCGGGACUUCCACCGCGAGGUGGAGCAGCGCGAGAUCGAGCAGCUGGUGGGCGCCGACCCCCAGCGCUGCGCCUACUUCGAGAUCUCGGCCAAGAGGAACAGCCGCCUGGACCAGAUGUUCCACGCGCUCUUCGCCAUGGCCAACCUGCCGCGCGAGAUGAGCCCGGACCUGCACCGCCGGGUAUCGGCGCAGCACUGCGAGGCGCUGCACAAGAAGGCGCUGCGGGGCAAGAGGCUGCGGCGAGCGGGCGGCGACCAGGACGACGCCUUCGGCAUCUUGGCGCCCUGGGCGCGCAGGCCGAGCGUGCACAGCGAUCUCAUGUACAUCCGCGAGAAGGCCAGCGGCGGCGGCCAGACCAAGGACAAGGAACGCUGCGUUAUCAGCUAGGAACUCCCGCCCCGCGCGGACGCAGAGCCUCAGAAGACCCUCUUGUCCAAGAGUCCAGUGUCCGGGCCGUGCGUCCCGAGCCGCGUGCGGGCGCGCGCGGACGGGCGUCUUCCUUCCCAGCACUCCAGCCUGUUCACUGGGGAGACUCAAAGAAACCGAGAAGGGACCAUUAUCUGCUCCGGAAGGAAAGAGAGCUAGCUGAGCCCGGGCUCCCCCCACGUCCGAUCCCCCGUAAGCGCCCGCUAGCCCCACCCGCCCAGCAGAGGUUGAAUUUGCCUUGUUUCUCACAAAGACCUAAGAAUGGGGGUGGGAAUGGGAGUUAAUCAGCCACCACUGGGCUUUCAGAAAUGGGUCCUGCCAGCUGGAGGGCCAGGACAAAACGGGGCAUUAUCUGUGAUUGGGGGUUGCCAUGACAGCUGGACUGCAACUGAGGGCGGGGUCCGGUCUAGGGAGUGCCUUGUUUACAUGUGUGUGCAACUGCACAAAGCAAAACACAGAACUUGCACUUUAUGGUAGUUCUGGUGUCACCACCUGACGUGAACAAAACCUUACCUUUGAAGUUAGUCUUGUUACUGGUUUUUUAAUGUAAAAUAAAAUAACUUAAAAUGGAAAA
This is a messenger RNA of Lagenorhynchus albirostris (white-beaked dolphin), 4196 nucleotides long. It is a transcript of the gene RASD1, whose product is annotated as ras related dexamethasone induced 1. NCBI's taxonomy places the organism in Eukaryota, Metazoa, Chordata, Mammalia, Artiodactyla, Delphinidae. The transcript has 3 exons. The coding region runs from base 2753 to 3583 and encodes 276 amino acids. The record is from RefSeq and is a predicted model, not a curated record. Gene Ontology annotation, molecular function: GTPase activity; GTP binding.